CGUGUUAACAGGCAUGAUGUCAUCUCUUUCUCACAGGGAGGAGGGUCAGGAGGGGGAGGAGGGACCUGUCGACCCCCCGCCCCCCUCCAGGGAGAGAGACAGGUCCCACAGCAAGACCAAGAAGGCUCGCAAGGAGCGUCUCCAUGCCGACCGGGGGGCGGAGACCGCAGCCUCUGGGCCUCAAUCAGGGGCGGAGCCACAGGGCCAGGUGUCGGAGCCGGUGGCGGGCCCCUCAGAGCCGGGGUCGGAGUCGGCAGCUGGCAGUGAGUCUGCAGGUUCUCCCAGGCAGCGGCGUUCUGUCAUCCGGGACCGAGGGCCGCUGUACGAUGACCCGUCACUGCCUGAAGGCUGGACUCGCAAACUCAAACAGAGGAAGUCCGGACGCUCAGCUGGCAAGUUCGAUGUCUACCUGAUCAACUCAGAGGGGAAAGCGUUUCGUUCCAAGGUGGAACUCAUCGCCUACUUCCAGAAGGUCGGUGACACGACCACCGACCCCAACGAUUUUGAUUUCACUGUCACUGGACGUGGUAGCCCCUCCCGCCGCGAGAAGCGUCCUCCCAAGAAACCCAAGGUGGUGAAACCAUCGGGGCGAGGCCGGGGACGGCCCAAAGGAAGUGGGAAGAUGCGGCAAGCUACAGAGGGCGUGGCCAUGAAGCGUGUGGUUGAGAAAACUCCAGGCAAACUGCUGGUCAAGAUGCCCUUUGGCAAGGCAGAGUCCACCACCGGCACCACCUCCACUGCCUCAAAGGUGGCGUCUCCAGCCCUGGUGCCCAAGUCCCGUCCUGGCAGAAAGAGGAAAUCAGAACAGGAACUUCCAGCCCCGCCACAGACUGCCCCCAAGAAACGGGGAAGGAAACCAGCCUCGGCCUCAGCAGCGUCAUCAGUCGCUGCAGCAUCCACCUCCACGGCGUCAGCCUCUGGUAGCUCCACAGCUGGGAGCUAUGCUGCAGCUGCCAUUUUAGCCGCAGAGGCAAAAAGGAGAGCAGCCAAGGAGUCUUCCACCAAACCUGUUGUCCAGGAAACAGCCCUGCCAAUCAAAAAACGCAAAACAAGAGAGACAGUUGAGGAGAGGGAGAGCGUUCAGACUCCGACUGCUACGACCACUGAGACUGAAAGAAGGGUCGCUGCAGAGGGGGAGGCAGAUAAAGGGGAGGGAGCGCCGACCUCAGACCCUCAGCCCGCCCCCUCUGAACAGAGCCAGUCACAAUCGCAGAGGCAGCCCACUGCUUCAGAGGAAAGCCAACCACAUGGACACAAGGCGCAUAAAGGGAGGAAGCACAAGGAGAAAACGGGAACAGCAGCAGGAGAUGGAAGGAGCAGAGGAGAGGAAGUGGAGGAAGAUGUAGGUGAUAAGGGAGGAGAGGGAGGAGCUGGAGGAAGGAGUAGCAGCAGCAGCAGUAGCAUUAGCCCAUCAAAAAGCCACAAAAGGAAGGAACGGCCGCCUCACAAACACCACCAUCACCAUCACCACCACCAUCACCAUCAUCACCGCCACCAACAUUCCUCUGCCUCCACACUGGAUCAGCCUCCUCCUCCUCCAGCCCCUGGACCCCCAGCACCCUCCAGCCAGUCCAGGCCUGAAGUCAAGCCCCAGACUGUGCCUCAGCCCACCACUCAACAGCUGCAGCACACCCAGCAAACUCUCCCCAGACCACAAUCCAAGUCUGCCCCCCAGUCCCCACCUGAACCUCGACAUCCUUCUCCUCAACCGCGGCACCAGCCCCAAUCCCAUUUCCAGCAGCAUCCUCAGACCCAGUCUCCCAGUCAUCCUCAAGCCCACCCUCGAUACCCAGCAUCCCAGCCCUCACCUACCAGGCAUGUCUUGUCCCAGUCAAGGUCCCAAGCACUCCCACCCCAAAUUCACAGUCAGACCCAGGCCUCCCCCCAAAAAACCCAGUCACAACCAGUCCACUCCCCUGCCCAGCACCAAAUCCAGCUUCAGGCUCAGCAUGCUCCCCUUCAGUCACACCCUCCUCAGUCCCCAUCCACGCACGUCCCUCCUCCCCCACCCAGGCAUCCACAUCCACAGCCCCAGUCCCCCACAGUCCUUCAGCCUCAAACCCAGCCCCGGCACCCAUCUCAACCCCAAACCCAGCUCAAACAACAAUCUCAACCCCAGCCUCGGCAGUCACUGCAGCCUCAACUCCAACCCCAAGCCAGGACCUCAGCCCAGCUCCAGACUCAACUGCAGCCUAGAACCCCUGCCCAAAUGCACCCUCAGACCCAACCCAGGCUUCCAACCCAAACACCACCUCAACCCCAAUCCCGGACCCCUGCCCAAGUUCCACUUCAGCCCCACUCGAGGAUCCCAGCCCAAAAUCCACCUCAACCCCAGUCCAGGACCUCAGCCCAAACUCAGCCUCAAACACAGUCCAGGACCCUAGCCCAAGUUCCACCUCAAACGCUGUCUAGGACCCCAGCCCAAACUCCAUCUCAAACACAGUCCAGGACCCCAGCUCAAGCUUCACCUCAAACACAGUCCAGGACCCCAGCCCAAACUCCACCUCAAACCCAGUCCAGGAUUCCAGCCCAAACUCUGCCUCAACCACAGUCCAGGACCCCAGCCCAAACUCCACCUCAAGUCCAGUCCAGGACCUCAGUCCAAACUCAACCUCAGCUGCAACCUAGGCAUCAAGCGCAGCCCCAACCACAGACAAGGCUCCCAUCGCAACCCCAGACUCAAUACAGACCGCAACCCCGACAGCCUCUGUCCCAGCCUAGGCCCCCCCAGUCCCAAGCACAACCACACUUUCAGCGGAUUCAAACACAGCCCCACCCCCAGCUCUCCCGGCCUCACGUGCAGCACUUCCCGUCCCACCGACCAUCUCCCAGUCUAACAAGGACCAACCUGGUCCCUUCUCAGCAGAACCAGAGCGAACAGCCCCAAGAUCUUAGCACCACCCGCCCUGGCCGAGGAAGCCUGCUGCCGAGCCGAGACAUCAGCGUCAGGGCGGAGGGGAGAGGGGAGCCGGCCAUGUCCUCAGACAGAGGAGAGGUUUUAGGAGGGGAGAGAGGGUCAAACAGCACCUCUAGGCCUCCCAGCUCGAUGCCCUCUGGACCUCCAGGUGGAGGCGGGGCCGGGGUCGGUCACGCUUCCGGGGCAGACGGUAGAGCUAGACUCCGGGCGGAGCCAGAAGCAGCAGGUGAGGGCAGGGAGCUCAGAGACAUCGUCCCCCAGUCUGCCGUCCCCUGUCCCAGCCGAGAAGAAACGGUAGAGUCACGGACUGCCGUCAGCGAGAGGGUCAGCUGAUUGAUCGGGCUGAGGAUCAGCAGACUGAUGGACUGAUUCAGCACCAGGUGGAAGAGGAGUGUGACCGGGCUGUUCACGGAGGUCUAAAGAUUUUACACUGUUUUCAGAUGGAAGGAUAACGUCACACAGAGCUGGUAGGACGUGCUGCAGCUUCUUCUCCGUCUGAUUCUGUCUGGAGACUCUGUAAAAGUUCUGGAUUUGAGAAGUAACCUGGUGUGAGAGACAGCUGGAGAGGAGGACGGAGUGUCUUUUUCUAGGAAAAACAAACAAAGAGGAAAAAACGAUAAAAAAGUGUGUGUAUAUAUACUCAAAAGGCAGCUGUUGUGUCCCGCUAGUCUCCGAGGGGAGGGGGGGAGUAGUUUGGAACUAAAAACCGCUUAACAACACAUUACUCUGAACGAAACGUUGCUUCCGGAAUAUAACCUGUUUCUGUUUUUUAUUUCGUAUUUUGAUAGUUCAUUGUUUUGUCUCUGUUAUACAGCUUUAAACUCUUAUAUUACUGACUGACGGUCCCUAACUCAUGGCAGUGCUGCUGACUGACAGUCCCUUAUUUAAAGUCCCGUCUCUCACUAAGACUCCUCCUACUGACUGACGGUCCGUUCUGAAACUAGUCUUUGACUGAAAGCCUCAGAGGUGAUGCGGGGCGGUGGUUUGCACCUUUAACUGGUUUCGUAGAAAUCUCACAUUUCUUUUUCUCUGUUUUCCAUUACAGUAAACAAAGAGGGCGUCUGUAAUGUUUUCCAUCCACGUUCAGACCACCCCCAACAGGUAGCGUCAUGACUCUACACAGACCUCUCUCUUAACUGAGGUUUUCAAACCCAUUCUGAAUAUCGUUUGAAAUAUUUGAACAGCUUGAGGCUCUCUGGAUUCGUCCUAUCAGACGCUGUGGAGUCGGUUGUCUGAUAAGAAAACUUCAAGUGCUCCUCAUUCGAGUAUUUCAAACGCAGCGAUUGUUCUUCCAGGUUAGAGAUUCUUCCGUACCGGUCUUCAUGGAAUCUGUUUAUUUCAGUAGUGUUUUUUGUUUCCAAAGGAAGCGCUUUUAAUGUCAAACCAAACCCACUUUUACAGUAGCUUUAUUUUAGUUU
Messenger RNA from Plectropomus leopardus (leopard coralgrouper), 4335 nucleotides. The record is from RefSeq and is a predicted model, not a curated record. NCBI's taxonomy places the organism in Eukaryota, Metazoa, Chordata, Actinopteri, Perciformes, Serranidae.